Frankliniella occidentalis (western flower thrips) is the source of this 1436-nucleotide messenger RNA. It is a transcript of the gene Tgt, whose product is annotated as queuine tRNA-ribosyltransferase catalytic subunit. The transcript has 8 exons. NCBI's taxonomy places the organism in Eukaryota, Metazoa, Arthropoda, Insecta, Thysanoptera, Thripidae. Gene Ontology annotation, molecular function: tRNA-guanosine(34) queuine transglycosylase activity. The coding region runs from base 110 to 1300 and encodes 396 amino acids. The record is from RefSeq and is a predicted model, not a curated record. Gene Ontology annotation, cellular component: cytosol.
AUCACACAGGCUGUGAGUGUGGUUGUGUGGUAGUGUCGUUGGGGUUAUGUUUUCUAGUGUCUGUAAUGUCAUAAACAGGUGUUGGCGGAUUUAAGUAAACUAAAAUAAAAUGACGACAGGAGCAAGACCGCCAGCUUUGACUUUUAAGGUGAUCGGUAGCUGUUCAACUACUAAAGCUCGUGUUGGUGUCAUGAGUUUACCUCACCAAGAUGUUGACACACCAGUUUUCAUGCCAGUAGGAACUAAGGGUACAAUUAAGGGUCUACUACCGCAACAACUUGAAGCACUGAACUGUCAAAUUAUUCUUGGAAAUACAUAUCACUUGGGAACAAAACCUGGUGUUGAAAUUCUGAAGAAGGCCGGCGGUCUCCAUAAAUUCAUGAAUUGGCCACGAGCUCUUCUCACAGAUUCAGGCGGGUUUCAAAUGGUGUCAUUACUAGAACUUGCAGAAAUAACAGAAGAUGGUGUGAAUUUCAAAUCGCCUUAUGAUGGUUCAGAAUGUAUGCUCACCCCAGAGCACUCUACUGAGAUUCAGAACGCAAUUGGGGCUGAUAUCAUGAUGCAGCUUGAUGACGUUGUCCAUUCCACGACUACUGGUCCGCGAGUUGAAGAAGCAAUGCAUCGGACAACAAGGUGGCUGGAUCGCUGCUUGGGAGCUCAUUCCCGGAAUGAUGAUCAAACUAUAUUUCCUAUUGUUCAGGGUGGUCUAGACCCAGACCUAAGAAAACAAAGUGCACUUCAGCAUAUUGAACGUAAUUCUAGGGGAUUUGCUAUUGGAGGAUUAAGUGGUGGAGAAAGUAAGGAUGACUUUUGGAAAAUGGUUCAUUUGUCCACUGAUCUUCUACCCAAAGACAAACCACGUUACUGCAUGGGUGUUGGGUUUGCUGAAGAUUUAGUGGUUUGUUGUGCUCUUGGAGUUGAUAUGUAUGACUGUGUUUUCCCAACAAGAACAGCUCGCUUUGGCUGUGCUUUGAUUGAUGAAGGUCAGAUAAACCUCAAAAAUGUGACUUUUGAGACUGAUUGUAGACCUAUUGACUCUGAGUGUAGGUGCACAACUUGUAAAAGAUAUACGAGGGCCUACUUGCAUUCCAUUGUGACUACUGAGACUGUUGCAUGUCAGCUUGUGAGUGUGCACAACAUUGCAUACCAGAUGCGUUUAAUGCAAAGAAUACGUUCAUCUAUUUUGGAAGACACCUAUCCAAACUUUGUGAGAAGCUUUAUGAAACGCAAGUAUACUGAUGGAAACUACCCUCAGUGGAUUGUAGAUGCACUUAAUGCUGUUGGUGUUAAACUAGAGUAAGUUACCUAACAGUCUCUCGGACCUACUGUACUUAAUUUUGCACCAGGGGAGAGGGUGGGCUGAGCUGUUAAUGUUUGUAACAGGGUACAAGAUCACUUGCUUGACAGCCGACAAUAAAAAAAAAUGUGUUCCUCGA